Molecule: messenger RNA, 5817 nt
Organism: Effrenium voratum
Lineage: Eukaryota; Dinophyceae; Suessiales; Symbiodiniaceae
Source: the annotation of a GenBank genome assembly
AUGCAGAGCCUCGCGUUGGACUACUAUGCCCUGGAUGCGCUCGAUGCGCUCGCGGGGGCGGGCAGCCCCAGCCCCGUUGAGGACCUUCCCGUGGCGCGGGUGGACUGGCUGUGGGAUGCUCCUCCACUGGCGGCCGCCCUGAUGCACGUGCGCUGCCCCAUGGAGUUGGAAGCUGAUCUCCCGGAUCUCGCAUUGCACUUGGGACAAAGAAGCGACAAUGAAGCACCGGAAGCGACAAAGACAAGGCACAGCUUUGCGCGGCCGACGAUUAAGGAGUCCUGGCAGUUACAGGCUGCAGACCAGCUCCUGGGUCCGGAUGUGAUGGAGCAGCUACACCUCCACAGCCUAGCAUGGCUGUCGGAAAACGCAGUUCGGAUUCAGGAGAGUCUGUCAUUGCAAGAAAGACUUCAGAUGAAAGAAAUGGAUGAGCAAUGUGCAUGGAUGAAUGACAUGGCUGCAGCCAACGGGUCACAGGCUGAUGAUUGCAAGCUGCCGCCUGAGGAGCUCCUUCCAGGAUUUGCGACUCAGAAUCAGAGAACUGUUGGCAAGAUGCAAGUGGACGCAGGCUUUGCAGGCCAUGCUGCCAACACCCAGAUGACUGCCCCAGCUGCAGCAUGUGACUCAAAGCGGGACAAGGGCGCGCUGCCACCUGAUGGGAGGAUGCCAGGCUUUGCCAUGGGCAAGCAGAUCGCUGCCAUUGCUGCAAAUGGGACGCGUCAGGAUGAUGGCCAGCUGGAAGCGGAUGAACGCUUUGCAGGGCAUGCUACAAGCGCCCAGAUGACCCCAGCUGCAGCAUGCGACUCAAAGCAGGAGGAUGGCAGGCUGCCACCUGAUGGAUUGGGCUUUGCCAUGGGCAAGCAGAUGCCUGCAGUUGCUGCACAUGGGACACGUCAGGUUGAUGCCCAGCGGCAAGCCGACGCAGGCAUUGCAGGCCAUGCUACAAGCGCCCAGAUGACUGCCCCAGCUGCAGCAGACUCAAAGCGGGACAAGGGCGCGCUGCCACCUGAUGAGUUGAUGCCAGGCUUUGCUAUGGGCAAGCAGAUGGCUGCCUUUGCUGCACAUAGGACACGUCAGGAUGAUGUCCAGCUGGAAGCGGAUGCACGCUUUGCAGGCCAGAUGACUGCCGCAGCUGCAGCAUGUGACUCAAAGCGGGACAAGAGCGCGCUGCCACCUGAUGGAUUGGUGCCACGAGUUGCUAUGGGCAAGCAGAUGGCUGCCUUUGCUGCAAAUGGGACGCGUCAGGAUGAUGGCCAGCUGGAAGCGGAUGAACGCUUUGCAGGCCAUGCUACAAGCGCCCAGAUGACUGCCCCAGCUGCAGCAUGCGACUCAAAGCGGGACAAGGGCGCGCUGCCACCUGAUGGACUGAUGCCAGGCUUUGCCAUGGGCAAGCAGAUGGCUGCCUUUGCUGCACAUAGGACACGUCAGGAUGAUGGCCAGCUGGAAGCGGAUGCACGCUUUGCAGGCCAGAUGACUGCCGCAGCUGCAGCAUGUGACUCAAAGCGGGACAAGAGCGCGCUGCCACCUGAUGGAUUGGUGCCAGGAGUUGCUAUGGGCAAGCAGAUGGCUGCCUUUGCUGCACAUGAGAAACGUCGGGAAGCGGAUGCACGCUUUGCAGGCCAUGCUACCAGCGCCCGCAUGACUGACGCAGUUGCAGCAUGUGACUCAAAGCGGGACAAGGGCGCGCUGCCACCUGAUGGAUUGAUGCCAGGCUUUGCUAGGGGCAAGCAGACGGCUGCCUUUGCUGCAAAUGGGACGCGUCAGGAUGAUGGCCAGCUGGAAGCCCAUGAACGCUUUGCAGGCCAUGCUACAAGCGCCCAGCUGACUGCCCCAGCUGCAGCAUGCGACUCAAAGCGGGACGAGGGUGCGCUGCCACCUGAUGGACUGAUGCCAGGCUUUGCCAUGGGCAAGCAGAUGGCUGCCUUUGCUGCACAUAGGACACGUCAGGAUGAUGGCCAGCUGGAAGCGGAUGCACGCUUUGCAGGCCAGAUGACUGCCGCAGCUGCAGCAUGUGACUCAAAGCGGGACAAGAGCGCGCUGCCACCUGAUGGAUUGGUGCCAGGAGUUGCUAUGGGCAAGCAGAUGGCUGCCUUUGCUGCACAUGAGAAACGUCGGGAUGAUGGCCAGCUGGAAGCGGAUGCACGCUUUGCAGGCCAUGCUACCAGCGCGCGGGUGACUGACGCAGUUGCAGCAUGUGACUCAAAGCGGGACAAGGGCGCGCUGCCACCUGAUGGAUUGAUGCCAGGCUUUGCUAUGGGCAAGCAGAUGGCUGCCUUUGCUGCACAUAGGACACGUCAGGAUGAUGGCCAGCUGGAAGCGGAUGAACGCUUUGCAGGCCAUGCUACAAGCGCCCAGAUGACUGCCCCAGCUGCAGCAUGCGACUCAAUGCGGGACGAGGGUGCGCUGCCACCUGUUGGACUGAUGCCAGGCUUUGCCAUGGGCAAGCAGAUGGCUGCCUUUGCUGCACAUAGGACACGUCAGGAUGAUGGCCAGCUGGAAGCGGAUGAACGCUUUGCAGGCCAUGCUACAAGCGCCCAGAUGACUGCCCCAGCUGCAGCAUGCGACUCAAUGCGGGACGAGGGUGCGCUGCCACCUGUUGGACUGAUGCCAGGCUUUGCCAUGGGCAAGCAGAUGGCUGCCUUUGCUGCACAUAGGACACGUCAGGAUGAUGGCCAGCUGGAAGCGGAUGCACGCUUUGCAAGCCAUGCUACAAGGGCCGAGAUGACUUCCCCAGCUGCAGCAUGCGACUUAAACCAGGAUGAUCCGGCGCCAACUUUACCACCCAAUACCAGCCCGCACCAGUUGCACAAGUUGACAGGCAAAGUUGCAUCGCAGACAGAGGGUCUUCCUGAAGAAGAAAAAGAGGAUAUUUCCAUGCUUCUGAGCCACCGAGGUGAUGCACCAGCGCAGCAUUCAAAGGAGAAUUUGAGCCGGGUGCCAGAGAAGAUGCUGUCUGAUGUGUGGCAGGAAGGGGAGGGAAAGGUAGCAACUCUGGACAUGCAGAAGUUGGGUGUGGACUCCCUUGCCAGCAUAUGGAGCUUGGAAGGCCUGCCAAGGAUGCCAGCAACCAGCUUGUCAGGGCCUGCUGACCCAAAUGCUGCAUCCGUUGAAGGGCAUCUCAGGUUUCAGUGCCCCCCAGCCAUUGCCAAGGCGUGCCUGGCGAGCUGCUGGCGCUUCGGCAAGGAGGAGGUGGCCGACCUCAGCGUGCCAGAUGUCGCGGGGGCGCAGCUCCCUGGGGCCGCGGAUGUGUUUGAAGAUGGUUUGCGCUUUGAGGCUCCCCUCCGGGCCGACGAGGGCAGGGACGUUUUGCAGCUGCCAGCGGAGCCGGGGCCAUGCUUGCAGUGGAGGCAUAGUUGGGAGGAGCAUUGCAUUCAACGCCCGUCUUGGCAGCCCCGCCGAGAGACCUGGGACGCGACUUGCAGAUCCGUAUUUCAGGACCAGGGACUUGCUGCACACUUCAGGCUCUUGUGUGUGCCACAAGAGCCUCCAGCUGCAGCUGCGGCAGCAUUUGCGGACGACUCCAAUCGGAGGGCUCGUGAGGAGAUCUUCCGGUAUGCGAGGUCCCCACAGGAGGCCAAGUUGUCUCAGCAGCUGGACACCUCGGCAUCCUUGGCUUGGCUGGCGUACCGGGACAAGCUGCCAAUGCUCGAGCCUCCCUUGGCAGGCGUUCAGGAGGAGCUGCCGGACAUGACAGAGCUGCAGCGUCUGCUGAAUAUGCACGAGGAGAGGGAGGAAAAGGCUGGGGAGCGCGGCCUGGACUGCGACCUUUAUCGCCUGCUGUACAACCUGCGCGUACUGGUGCUGCUGCGGCAGGAGUUGAAAGCCAGCGGCCUACUCCAAGCGCUCCACUGCGCCCUGGCACUGGUGGCUCCGUGUCAGGCACCCAUGAAGCUCCUUGGGCAGACGCCUUUGGUGAAGAGCGCUUUGCUGACCUGCCACGAAGUGCUGCGCUCGGCGCUGGCGGGCGCCGGAUCGGAGGCGACGAGAUCUUUGCUGAAGGUGAAGGAUCUCUGCGACUUCGUGAAAUGUCCAGGCUGCCCCAACUUCCUUGUGACGGCGCCUGGCCUGAGGGGUCUGGAGGCACCCCGCGUCGAGGCCCUGAAGGCACUUCGCAAGAAAGCCAUAGACAAGGGCCAGCGGCUGGUGGUUGUCUUUGCAUCUCAGCGACUGCUGGACGCGAUUGCUGUGAUCAUUGGUGCCGACACCAGUGGCAAGGUGGCGCGGAGGGCCGAGGUGGUGGCGGUGGCGGCGCUGACGGCGCCGACUCGGUGCGAGCAGCUGCUUCAGAGCUGCGCGACAGCGUUGGUCCACGAGAGUGCCCUGGAGUUCCAAGCGGAGGCUGCUGCUCCGGCACAGCAAUCCAGCGAGAUCGUUGCAGCUUGGGAGGUGCGGCGGCUGCUGAAGCAGAGCCUGGUGGUGGCAUACCAGAGCCUUGCGAUGGAGACCGCGCAGAUGCUCGUCCACUUCCGCCUGGAGCCACAUGCAGAAGAAGCUGCACUUGCCACGGAUCAGGGAAAUCGAGCACUGGAAGACGUCCCAGCUCCCAGCUCCGUUCCCGGAGCCGACCCCGCGAUGCCCGAGGAUAGGCCGACACUGAUGGUUGGAGCACACCUGCUGCACGCGCAAGACUUGCUGCGCGAGCUUGAGGCGCAGGGCCUGCGGGUCCUGGAGCGCGAGGUGCUGGCUGCGAGCUCGCCGGACCUGCUGCUGGGCCCCCGCAGCUGCUGCUUCCUGCGCAGCGCACAUCUGCUGCGGGGCCAGGAGCAGGACCUCUGUGACCGCAUCCAGCGGUCUCUUCUCGCCUUUGAAGAGGUGCUGCUGCUGAUAGUGCUGGAGUCGGAGAGCGCGCAAGACAAGAGGGCAUGUGAGGACCUCCUUGGAGCACUUCGAAUGCAGCAUUCGGAUAGGGCGCUGCGCGCCAGUUCUGUGCACGUUCGGGAUUUGGUGCAGCUCUUGGCAAAGCAGAUAGAAGCCACUUGUGCUGCUGGACGUGGACUUGGAAGUGAUUACAAGGAGAGCGAGCCCGAGGAGUUGCCGCGCCUGGCGCUGCGCCCAGGGCUCAACGCGGCCCUCGCAGAGCGUCUCCUGGCAGAGCGCGCGGAGCGCGCGGAGGUCGAGGCGCCGGAGGUCGAGGCGCCGGUGCUGGCGCCAGUGCGGACAGAGCGGACGGCGCACUGGGCCGAAGGAUUGGGCCGUGCCCCAGGUGCUCUGGUGCAUCAACCCGCGGUGCGCCCUGGUCCAUCUCACAGAGCGGAGCACCUUGUUCAAGUCCGACGGCCAGACCCGGACUCCGACCAAGAAGUCCAGACGCCACAGCAGAAGCCAGCACCGGCAUACCGGGCAGAGGAGCUGCUUACUCCGCCUGAUCGUAUCAUGGCACCGACCAGAAUGCGCUCCGCCUCCGCCUUUCAUGGGCAGGAGCCCAGGGAAGAGAAACAAUUGCAGUUUCCUGAUUGGAUGGAAGGGGAAGCCACUCCGCAGCUUGUCGCGCAGCUUGCGUCGCACCACAGCUGUCCAUCACAGUGCGAGGCGCAGUGGCCGGCGCUGCUGCCGCAAAAGCGACCCUUCGAAGAUGAGCUCUCUCAGGCUUUGCCCAACAGACCCCCGGACAAGGCGUACAACAAACACACCUGGCAGAUCUCAAAUGAGAAUCGUCACAGAUCACAAUUUCCGGCACAUCCGCCCGGGGGAUUAAGGGGUGUGCAGACGCUGAACCGACGCACUCGCACACCUGGCUCCCUGUUUGGAUCCAUUUGUCCUGGUCGGGAUUCGGGGUUUGAGUCAGCCAGAUGGCCAGCCAACCGCGGCUGGAUGGGCUGA